AUGUCCUCCACGGAUUACAAUUACGAUGAACAGGGCCAAUUCUUUCCAUAUUUUAUUCUCACCCUAACUGGCCUCAUCACUCUCCCCCUCACAUACAGUCUUCUCAGUCCUCCGAAAAAACCCGAAAAUACUGCUCCCCGAAUAAAUACGACCUUUAAGCCCAAAAAUGACGACCUCAUCCAGGCCCAGAAACGGAAGCGCUUGCGCAAGGAGAGACGAGUCAAACGUUUUAUCGCUGUGCUAGUCGGCUGGGCUAUCAUCGGCUGGAUGAUUUAUCUCAUUAUAGUCACAGCCCGUACAUUGCCCAAGAUAUACGAUCCUUAUGAGAUUCUCGGCGUGUCUAGGAGCGCCGACGAGAAGGCCAUUUCUCGUCACUAUAAGAGAAUGUCUCUCAUCUAUCAUCCCGAUAAAAUUCGACCGGACCCGGCAAAGAAUGAGACGAUUGAUGACCUCAAUGAACGUUUCGUGGAAUUGACCAAGGCCUAUAAAGCGUUGACAGACGAGGAAGUCCGAAACAAUUACCUACAAUAUGGGCAUCCUGAUGGCAAACAAAGCUACAGCAUUGGAAUUGCCUUACCGAAGCUGAUCAUUACCGAAGGUAUGGGGAAAUACGUUCUCUUAGUCUACGGAGGUCUUUUGGGUGUUCUUCUACCGUAUAUUGUUGGGAAAUGGUGGUACGGGUCUCAGCGUUAUACCCGGGAAAAGGUUCUCAUUGCAAGCGCUGGCAACAUGUUCAGAGAAUACAAGGAAGAUAUGAUCGGUGGUCGCGUCAUCAGCGCUCUUUCAACUGGAGAGGAGUACAAGGAACUGCUGAAGGGCUCGAGGUCGGAAGAAGGUCUGGCCAAAGUUGAAAAGAAAGUGAUGGCCAUUGAUGAGAAAAUACUACCCUCAAAAGACCGCGAAGUGAUUCGAAAGUUGGAUGACACCACAAGAAGGAAGGCGCUAUCAUUACUAUGGGCAUAUCUCAAUCGGAUUGACCUCGAAGACACUACACUGGAACAAGAAAAAUACGAAGCAGGAGCUAUCGGGCUCGCUUUAAACGAAUCUUUUACCGCAAUUGCACUUGCCUUUGGCAAUCUUCUACCUGUCAUUGGCGCAUAUCGUUCAUCUCAAAAUAUCAUUCAAGCUAUAGCUCCCGGUUCGUCGCCGCUUCUUCAGCUUCCGCACUUCACUCAAGAUGUUGCCAAGUCAGUUGAAGGUAGUGAUGUGAAAACCCACCUGAGUGUACAAAAGUACAUGGAAAUACCAGAAGAGAAAAGGCGAGAUUUGACUGUGGGCCCGGCUUUGUUAUCAGAGGAACAAUACAAGGUCGCUAUCAAUGUCGCCAAGCAACUCCCGCAGUUUGUUAUUGCCAAAGCUUUCUUCAAGGUUGUUGGCGAGCGUUUCAUUACACCAAGCAGUCUUGUGCAACUUGUGAUCAAAGGGCGCAUUAUCCCACCGGGCUACACGACAUCCGCCCCCGAGGUUAAUGAAUUGGACCUGGAGGAUAUUGAUCCCGAGGAAGGCGAUCUUGACGCUCUCCACAACCGUAACUUGGGAAAGACCAGGAAGGUCAAAAGAGCAGACGGUUCGAUAGUGGAAGAAAAGCAAGAAAUCGUUCAGCCUCAGCUAACCUAUGCCCCAUUUCUACCUCGCGACCAUUCUCCCAGGUGGCAUGCAUUCCUUGCGGACCCCAAGCAAGGAAAGAUUGCUGUGCCUCCAUUCACUUUCAAGACUUUCGACAAGCCUAUUUUCGAUGACAAUGGGAAACCCACGUUCAACGUGCAGACUCUCAAAAUGCAAUUCCAAGCUCCUCCACAAGUCGGCGAUUUCACAUUUGCACUACACUUGGUCUCGGACAGUUAUAUGGGUUUCGAUAUUAAGAAGGAGAUCACUCUUCACAUUGACGACCCAGCCAAGGCUGUUGCUGUAGAGGAAGAGGAUGACAUCAGUGAACCAGAUGAAGACUCUAUCGCGGGCCAAAUGCAGGCCUUGAAGACUGGAGUUCCUCCUCAACCUAAGAAGAGGACAAAAAGACCUUCAGACGAAGAUUCAGAUGAGGAAGAGAGUGAUACGGAGGGGGAUGUCGAAGAUACGAGCGAAACAGAUACCGAGACCGAUACUGAUGGCGAAUAG
Talaromyces stipitatus ATCC 10500 is the source of this 2115-nucleotide messenger RNA. Its product is annotated as protein translocation complex component (Npl1), putative. The coding region runs from base 1 to 2115 and encodes 704 amino acids. Gene Ontology annotation, cellular component: Sec62/Sec63 complex. The transcript has 6 exons. Gene Ontology annotation, biological process: SRP-dependent cotranslational protein targeting to membrane; post-translational protein targeting to endoplasmic reticulum membrane. The record is from RefSeq and is a predicted model, not a curated record. NCBI's taxonomy places the organism in Eukaryota, Fungi, Ascomycota, Eurotiomycetes, Eurotiales, Trichocomaceae. Gene Ontology annotation, molecular function: transmembrane protein transporter activity; RNA binding.